Messenger RNA from Durusdinium trenchii, 2997 nucleotides. The record is from the annotation of a GenBank genome assembly. Lineage: Eukaryota; Dinophyceae; Suessiales; Symbiodiniaceae.
AUGCUGACAGGGCGCUUUGCCUUGCUUGAGUAUGACGUGCCUGGUCCAAUAGUGAUGCAUGAACGGAUGAUUUUGGACCACGUAGAGUCGGACGAUUAUGUGGUGUGUACUCCAGAUCGAGAUCUCUUUGUGGAACAGCUUACGGUUGAGAAUAGUGAUCUUCGAAGUUUCCGUUUGAGACCUCAGCCCCACCAAUUGCCACCCGGUGUCCCAUUAGGUCGAGUGUAUGCCUUGCCUGCUUGGAACGCGGGGGAGAUUGCAGCCAUCAAGGAUGAAGCCCGUCGACUCGCUCAGGCGGAGAAGGCCCAGCGAGGGCUAGCUCAGGUGCCGCUGUCGAAGGCGGUUGCAGCCACCAAGCUGUAUGAGAUGGGCUGGAAGCUGACAGGGCCAAGAACGGCUCAGUGGUGCCUCAACUACCUUGUGGUGGAGGGACUGGGGCUGGAGGCUCAUCAUGAGCGUUUUCGACAGUUGUGCAGAUUGGACUCAGCAGCUUGGGGCGUGCAGGAACAUUUUCAGUUGUCAAUGAUGUUGCGACAGUUGUUACAAGUUGACUGUUACAAUGGCUGCAACUCUAUGGGGAUAGAGCUGAUGUUCCGUCGCCUGCAGACCAUGGAAUAUGCUCAUUCGGAAAAGGCUCGAGAGAGUGAGCCGAGACUUGCAGGAGGUAAGCUGGCCCUUGAGGAGCAGUAUGUCUUCGGAUCCGUGGUAAGGCAUGCUGGAACCUUGAUGAUCGCGCCGGCCCUCCAAUCGCAUGUGAAGGAGGAGACUGAGCGUGAAGUGUUGCUGGCUAAGAACCUUCGCAAGGCCAAAGAAGAGAGAGAGCUGGCAGCCAAGAAAGGUGGCAAGAAGAAAGAUGGAAAAGGCUGCGGCUGGGGGACCUCUGCGGAACUGCUGGGGAAUCCCAAAGACUUCUUCCUGGAUACAGGAACACUUGGCUUUCACUGCAACGACUUCAGCGUGCAUUUGCGUCCGAGCUUUGUCUUUCCUUCUUUGGACUUGCGGGCUGGCCCACUGGCGGCCGGCAUUUCUCAGGAUCGGAGGCAGCGGAGUAUUGUAGGCAUACCAAUUGCUUUUGAAGCCAUUGGCGCUGCAGGCCUACAAGCAGAGCGCCUGAUGGACUUGGCCGCGCGGAAGACGCACUUGUGGCGCUCCUUGAACAGGUCCGAAUCUGUCGGUCUUACGCUCGCUCUUCCCGAGCGGUACUGUUGGCUGAAAGCCGCUACUGUCGCAGGGCUGUCGCACUCCUUCGAUUCUGGCAUCGUUUGGGAGGCUUCGAGCCUCACUUGGUUCGUGGCCGAUUUGUCGAGCCAGGCGGCGACCCGCGACGAACGCGCGACCGGCCGGACGACCACACGACAGAGGCUAGAGCCUCGUCUCCUCAGAGGUGCGAACUUGCACCAUUGCAUCGUCGGGUGGCGAACGUACCUCGCACAGCGGGAGCCCCGGAGCCUGGGUGACCUCCGUUUGAGCCGGGUCACGAAGCGCAUCGACAAUUUCUUGAGCCAUGACUGGCAAACCGCAGGCUGGCUGAAGGCGCUGACGUUGGUGGUCCUUUUCAAUUCCAGGGCGGCUGCGAUUGCCACUUGGAUCGUUACUCUGGUCAUUGCCCUCUUCCGUAUACUGGAUCUUUUUCCACAAUCGACCUGGACCGUCUUCUUGGCGCAUGCGACCUUUCUGCUUUUCUUGUGCUUCUGGCAGAAGAUUCGCUCACUCUGGAGACCUCGGAUGGUCUUUCUCGACCGGCUGUGUAUCGCUCAAAACGAUCCAAGUUUGAAAGAGAAAGGAAUUCUGGGGCUGGCCGCGUUCCUGGACUGUUCGAGAGAACUGACCAUCCUGUGGUCACCACGAUACUUCCGGCGUCUCUGGUGUAUCUACGAGCUGGCCACCUACUUUCGGCGCAAGAACAUGCGGAAGCCGCUCCAGGUGAUGCCUGUCACUCUAGCACUCUUCAUUGCGGUCAACGCACUCAGCUGGUGCAUCAUGGUAGCCUGGUAUCACCUGAUCAAGGAGUCGAACUUCGAGAGUUGGAACUACGGCACCUACCUGAACACCAUCGCGGGCGUCGCUUGCGUGGCUCUUGCCAGCAUCAUGGUUCCUUGGACCUACUACUUGGGCCUUCAGCUCAUGACCGAUUUACAGGAGAUGCCAGAGCAGUUGAAGAGCUUUCGCAUCCAAGAUGCUCUCAGUUCCUGUUGUGCCAACGAACAUCUGAACCCAGAGACGAUGGAAGAGAUUGGCUGUGACCGUCAGCUGGUGUUCUCUGCGCUCUCUUCAUGGUUUGGACGAGACGGCAAGGCUGAUUCCCACUUGGAGGAAUUCAACCAAAUGGUGCGAGACAGGUUGGCGCCCAUCAUUCUGCAAACAGUGGGUGGCGAUGCCCUCCCCCUCAAGUACACUUGGUAUAUGGUCGGCAUUUGUGAAGUCCCCUUCUUGUCCCCGGUGCUCACAAAGAUCGCACAUCCACCUGAGAACAUGUCUGGAUAUCUGGCAGUGAUCUGGGCCAUGCGUUUGCUUUCGGAAGUCUUCUUUCUGUCCCUCCUGGGGAUUUUUGCCACCCGAUUGAACUUGAAACUCUGCAAGCUUGGACAGCGAUGGACGCCCUAUGUGUCCAAGAUUUGCCUUUCAAUUGUCCUGUCGCAAGUGGCCAUUUUGGCCGUGACCAUCUUCUGGACCGGCUUUGCCUCGUGCGUGCGCAACACCGCGGAGGACAACUUGCUUCCCAUUCUGCCGGUCUCGCUGCUGAUUGCCUGCCUUUGUGCACUCUUCUGCUCCCAGGGCAGUCCACGUGGUGCCCACGUCGCCCACGUCGAGGCCUACGGCGAGGGUGCCGAGGGCCACACGGCCGCCGCGCAGUUGGAGGGAUCCAGAGCGGGACCAUCGGCACGGCACGGCUUGGCAGCUUUGGGGCCAAUCCUGGAGCUCUCCACGCAUGGCACAGCGAACACGGAGGACUUCGAAGCGAAGGAUGAAGAUGAAGAGUCGGUCUUUGAGCUGUGA